CGGGCAUUUGACAUCCUCCACGUCCUCUACCGCGUACCAGCAUUCCCCACAAGCCUGAUAGUCUUGGGAAGUUCGAAGUCAGUGCAGACAAUGAUGGCAUCUCAGCAGGAUGCCUCGCCGGUAGCGUCAUCUUCGAAGGGUCUGGAUGAUACCUCCUCCUCCUCAUCAGCGCCAUGGUACAGGACAAUCCGGACGCACCUCUCCUCCCACCCUCCCGGAUCAAUGUGGUCCACCUCGAGUGAGCGCUCCCUUCUUGAGCCCUACGCCUAUCUUGCUUCCCGCCCUGGAAAAGAGAUUCGCUCAAAACUCAUCGACGCCUUCAACUUCUGGUUGCAGGUCCCCGAGCGCCGGCUGAGGCGCGUGCGCAAGGUGGUGGAUAUGCUGCACACUGCGAGCUUGCUGAUGGAUGAUGUCGAGGACAAUUCAGAUCUACGGAGAGGAUUGCCCGUAGCCCACAAGGUGUAUGGUACGCCUCAAGUGCUGAAUACGGCCAAUUACGUAUACUUCCUUGUGUUCAAGGAGGUAGAGGCCAUGGGCAGCGAGCCCGGAAGCGGUAGCAGCACGCCUGCGGAAAGCUCACUCGGAGCGGCAUCUUCAUCCUCAUCGUCCACGAGCAAGGCGACUCAAUCCGAGCGGCUCCUCGUCGAAGAGAUGAUCAAUCUGCACCGCGGGCAAGGCUUGGAUUUACUAUGGCGGGACACCCUCACAUGUCCUACCGAAGAGGAGUACGUGGAGAUGGUGCGCAACAAGACGGGCGGACUACUGCGCAUCGCCGGAGGCCUGAUGAUGAUCUGGUCUCCGCUGUAUCCAGACGCUGCUCCGUCCCCCAUGUCCCUCUCGGCCAACGAGGGAAAGACCGACGAAGAAGGCCGGGCUGGAUCUCCAGACCUGCUUCCUCUCCUGGACCUCAUCGGCCUACUCUUCCAGAUCCGUGAUGACUAUAUGAACCUCUCGGCGGAGAGCUAUGCGCAGAACAAGGGGUUUGCAGAAGACCUGACAGAAGGAAAAUUCAGCUUUCCCAUGAUCCACGGGAUCCGCUGGAGUGUCGGUCCCGGCCCUGCUCCCAAUCGUCAACUCCUCUCGAUCCUCUCCUCCCGCCCAACAGACGAGCACCUAAAGCGAUACGCCGUCUCCUACCUGCGACACGUGACGGGGUCCUUUGCCUACUGCAGAGAGGUGAUGCGCGAAUUGUACAGGGUGAUUGAAAUCGAGGUGGAUCGGCCAAUGUCUGGCGACUGUGAAGCUGGUGUUGAGCAUAGAGAGUCUUCGAUUGAAGUCUAG
Messenger RNA from Microstroma glucosiphilum, 1281 nucleotides. Its product is annotated as terpenoid synthase. The record is from RefSeq and is a predicted model, not a curated record. The coding region runs from base 91 to 1281 and encodes 396 amino acids. Gene Ontology annotation, molecular function: prenyltransferase activity. The transcript has 3 exons. Gene Ontology annotation, biological process: isoprenoid biosynthetic process. NCBI's taxonomy places the organism in Eukaryota, Fungi, Basidiomycota, Exobasidiomycetes, Microstromatales, Microstromataceae.